UCACGCAUAAAAAUUCCCUGGUUAUUCUGUUUAAAGUCCGUUAGUUUGUCACCGCCCUUUUAUCGCAGGUAGGGCAAAUCCCCAAUUCCCUCUCUCUUGUUUCGAAUCUUCACACCGAAACAGUCAUAUCUCCCUCUAUUGCCGCCGCCUCAAUGUCUCAGGUUGAUAAUAGAAACUCUUCUGCAGCGAAGCGAGCUAGAACCGAUGGCAGUCGUAGGGAAGAUGAUUGGACAUGCCCUAGUUGCGGGAAUGUCAAUUUUUCAUUUAGAACUACUUGCAAUAUGCGCAAUUGCACUCAACCCAGGCCAGCUGUUCAUAAUUCAAAAUCUACAGGCAAGCCUCUCCAGGCGCCACAGAGUUAUUUGUCAUCUGCUCCAUAUGUAGGUUCUGGAGCACCAUCUUCUAUGUAUCUCGGUGUACCACCUUAUGGUUCUUCCCUCUUCAAUGGUUCCUCUAUUCCUCCAUAUGAAGCACCUUUUUCUGGAGGAUCGGCUUAUCAUUACAAUUAUGGCAGUCGUCUUUCUGGUGGCAGUCCCUUUCGGCCGCUCCAUAUGCCUUCUGGACCACCCCCUUAUUCUAGUGGGCCUAUGAUAGGGAAUGGUAUUGGUGGGAUGUAUGGUGUGCCCCCUUUGAUGGACCGGUAUGGCUUGGGGUUGCCCAUGGCCCCUCCUCCAAUGGGACCAAGGCCAGGAUUUUUUCCGGAUGAUAAAUUACAGAAAAAAGAUGCUACUCGUGAUGAUGAUUGGACAUGCCCAAAAUGUGGGAAUAUUAACUUCUCUUUCAGAACUGUCUGUAACAUGCGGAAAUGCAAUACGCCUAAGCCCGGAUCUCAGACUCCAAAAUCUGAUAAAAGUUCAAAACAAAAGAUGCCAGAAGGAAGCUGGAAGUGUGAGAAAUGUAGCAAUAUUAACUAUCCUUUUAGGACAAAGUGCAACAGACAAAAUUGUGGGGCUGAGAAACCAGCUGAAUCAAAGAAGUCGCCCUCCCCAACAGUGAAUGAAAAUGAUCAGUGAGUACUAGGACAUGUUUGAGGGUUGAGAAGGUCCAGAGUUAUCCAGCAUUGCUCAAUCUGGGUGUCUGAAAGUCAGUCUUGUCGUCCUCAUUUUGCAGCGGUUGUCAAGUUACUCUUCCUUCUCAUUGAUCAGUGUCCAGUUUUUGUAUUAAUGCUAUGGUACUUCUGGUCUUUAUGGAUCGUUGGUGCAUUAUGUGUCAACCAUCUUAAUCCAGAAAAUAUUUACAGGUUGGUUCUGGUUUCGGUGAGGUUGAUUUUGUAAUUUGGAAUCAACUUAGCUAUUCUAGUGAGCAUGUUACUGUGAACUUAGAUAUAUUGCUAGUGGGUAAAAGACACUGCAAGUUUCACA
Messenger RNA from Gossypium raimondii (Peruvian cotton), 1361 nucleotides. Its product is annotated as ranBP2-type zinc finger protein At1g67325. The record is from RefSeq and is a predicted model, not a curated record. Bases 153 to 1013 code for a protein of 286 amino acids. The transcript is spliced from 10 exons. Lineage: Eukaryota; Viridiplantae; Streptophyta; Magnoliopsida; Malvales; Malvaceae.